This is a messenger RNA of Trichoderma aggressivum f. europaeum, 1044 nucleotides long. RefSeq lists its product as uncharacterized. The transcript has 2 exons. Lineage: Eukaryota; Fungi; Ascomycota; Sordariomycetes; Hypocreales; Hypocreaceae. The record is from RefSeq and is a predicted model, not a curated record. Bases 1 to 1044 code for a protein of 347 amino acids.
AUGGAAUAUGCUAAAUGUGCCGACGACAUGAGCGAGCAGCAUCAUUCCCAAUGCCCGUUCAACACAGACCCGUUUGAGGAGAGCGACGAUGAGUUGCAAGAUCUCCUACCAGCGUCCUAUCACUACCACAAGUCCCAUGGAUACCGAAAGAGGCGCCACGUCGGAGACCCUUCUGAAAAUGUCCCCCAUUUCCUCGCCUCGGAACUAUCUCUCAAGGGCCUGGACAGCAUGUUGAAGCACCUCUGGCUCGCAGGCGCUAAGAGACCCCCUGCACAACUCCAUUAUCACGUCGCCUUAGGCCGUGAGAUUACCAUCACCGAUCGCAUCGAUCUGCAUCUCAUGUGGAACCCCAACGGGAGGAUAUUCAUCAAGCCUCUCCCUCGCUUCCUACUGAGCUCCAAGUUCUGGACAGUGUACCUACUAAGCCCAGAACUCAGCAACGAGCGCAAAGUCGCCCUCGGCUUCCUCUACACAUACGCAUGCCUCAUCUCCUCAGACAACGACUUCCACCUCGCCAUCGAAAAACGUCUUCUUCCAAAAGGCCCCGACCAAAGGCCAAUAUCAUGGAAAUCAUGGAAAAUCAUCGCCCGGUCCAUUCUGCGAAACCAUGAUCCAGCUGAGAUGCACCCCCGGUUCAUACACGGCGAGCUCCGCCUCUCCCGCAUCAACACCAUCAACCGCGUCUUCAACCUCUCGCCAUUCGAAGCCUACUUCAACAGCUGGAACGACUACAGCAGUUUCUUCCGCGACAAUCUCAGCUGGAUCGCCGCGUCCACAGUCUGGCUUGUCCUCGUACUGACUGCGAUGCAAGUAGGCCUUGCAGCCGAGCCGCUUCAGAACAACGCCGAGUUUCAGAAGGCAACGUACGGCUUCACCAUCUUUGCGAUUCUCGGACCAGUUGUAUUUUUCGGUUUGGUUAUGCUAGGGGCUGUUUACCAGCUUCUCUCUGAUUUGCCAUGGUUGAUAUGGCAAGCCAUCGACAAGAAACGGGAGCCAACUGAGCCAACGCCAGAGACGAGCACAGAUGCAACGACGCAUGCGUAG